Messenger RNA from Sphaerodactylus townsendi, 3873 nucleotides. It is a transcript of the gene TMEM62, whose product is annotated as transmembrane protein 62. The transcript has 14 exons. Gene Ontology annotation, molecular function: hydrolase activity. Lineage: Eukaryota; Metazoa; Chordata; Lepidosauria; Squamata; Sphaerodactylidae. The coding region runs from base 607 to 2541 and encodes 644 amino acids. The record is from RefSeq and is a predicted model, not a curated record.
GGCUGGCAACGUGAGCAUCGCUCGGAAUGUUCCCUGUCGAAGUAAUUUAUAAAACAUUGUCGCUUCCCUGUAUUCCGCACAGUUUAAUGGUCCCAGCUUUUCAUUGAUAAAGGGCACAGAAAAUAGCUGGCCUGCGUGGCGCGUUCAUCGGUGCUCUCUUCCAAGAGGGAGACAGCCUCGAUUCCGGUGCCAACUGUAACUUCUUCCCCUCCUUACAUCUCCAGUGCUUAGGCUGGAAUCCUCCAGCCUGGAGAAAACAUUAGAAAAACCAACGGUGCCUCUUCCAACGGCAAUUAGGAAGCUAGCAAUGAUUUUUUUUUCUUAGUCUCUAGCCUCCUGCUUUAUAGAAACCGAUGCUGCAGAGGUCCCAGAACAAGAAUCGGCGUGUGCCCAGUCAUGUUGUCGCUUCUCCUUUCAGUUUUCAGCUUAGCAGCGCACUACCAUCGCCGCCUACUGGACUGAGGGCUCCCACAGGCAAAUUGGUCCUCCCGGGAGGACAUAAAGCUGGAUGAAGUCUUCGGCAAGCCACGCGGAAGCGAAGAUCCCCGUUAGCGGCGCUGGGCGGAGGCCUGCAGACAGUGGCCGUUGGUUCCCGGGGGCGCGUGGAUGUUGCCCAGUCAGGCGAGGAUGUUGAAGGUGGCGGCUGGGCUGGUCGCGGCCGCUCUGGCCGCGCUGCUGCUGGACUGGUACAGCCCUUCGGGACUCCGGCGACCAGUUCUGCAAGCCCGCUCCUUUGCCCCUGAGCCGGCCCCGGGCAAUGAGACAAACAACCUCUUCUGGCUCGUUCAGGUAUCAGAUCUACAUAUCAGUAAGUUUAGGGAUCCCAGUCGAUCCACUGAUUUUGAAAAGUUCUGUACUGAAACCAUUGACAUAAUUCAACCAGCUCUUGUUUUAGUAACGGGUGACUUGACUGAUGCUAAAACAAAAGAUAACAUUGGGUCUGAUCAGAUAGAAGUGGAGUGGCAAACAUACCAGACAAUCCUGAAGAGGACUAAGGUCAUGGAAAAAACCAAAUGGAUCGACAUUAAAGGGAAUCAUGAUUCAUUCAACAUUCCAAGUCUGAACAGUGUCAAGAAUUACUAUAGGAAGUAUUCUGCAUGGCGUAAGGAUGGCUCUUUCCAUUACAUCCACCACACAUCUUUUGGCAAAUAUUCUUUUGUCUGUGCUGAUGCAACCCUCAUUCCAGGUCCCAAGAGACCCUACAAUUUCUUUGGGAUUUUAAAUGCGAGUCAAAUGGAAGAAUUGUCUUUGCUGGCUUCUGAAAGUCAAGACAGUAACCACACUAUUUGGUUUGGUCACUAUCCCACUUCAACAAUCAUCUCUCCAUCACCAGGAAUACGGAUGGUUAUGAGAUCUGCUACAGCCUAUUUGUGUGGACACUUCCACACACUAGGUGGUCUGAUGCCAGUCCUACACACUCAGCACCAUCAUGGCACUCUAGAAUUGGAGCUGGGAGACUGGAAGGAUAAUCGGAAGUUCAGGAUUCUUGCAUUUGAUCAUGAUCUCUUCAGUUUUGCUGAUGUGAAUUUUGAGAAAUGGCCUGUAGUUCUUGUCACCUGUCCGAAGCCAUUCCUUUAUAGUAGUUCUGCUCAUGAACCACUGCAGAGAAUUCUUCAUUCUACCCACAUCAGAAUUUUGGCCUUUUCUCCAUCUCCUAUCAAGUUUGUCAAAGUCAGUAUUGAUGGCAUUCAUCUUGGUGACGCUCUUCAGGUGUCUGGACCCCUCUAUGUACUGAAAUGGAGCCCCCAAAGCUACAGUCAUGGAUUUCAUCAAAUAAAUGUAACAGUUCAGGAUGUGAGUGGUAAUAGCACUACUCAACAUCAUCCAUUUGCUAUGGAGGAAAACCUUUCUCUUAAGUUUGACCUCUUACCAUCUUGGAUUCUUCUUGCUGACCACUAUAUAUGGGUUCGAGUAGUAUUUGCACUGGUGGUUAUCAUCCAAGUUGUCUUUCUGAUUAUUUUCCGGUAUUUAGGAAGGCCAUCACUGAAAGGACCUCUGACCAGGGCAAAGCAGACCUCUCUUUCACUGCACAUCUUGAGCAAAACAAACCUAUUCUUUUACUUCUUUUUGCUGCUGAGCUUAUAUACUGCUUUAGGUCCCUGGUUUAUUGGUGAGAUAAUAGACGGUCACAUGGGCGCUUGCUUUUCUUUUGGAGUGAUAGUUGAUGGCCAUUUCUUUCAAGGCAGUAUAACAUUCCUAGUUGGAAUUUUGCAGGUGAUGUUUUUCAACAUACCUUUGAUGGCAUAUCUGUGUUGGUGCCUAUUCCUGCGUUGCCAAGGAAACUGCUUUGGCUCCCACCUGUAUAAUGUUAAACGACGUCAUGCUGUGCCUGUCCACCUCACCAUGGCACUCCUGUUUUCCUGGCAAGUCUACUCCUGCUUUUUCCUGCUGCAGACCUAUGGAGCUCUGGCUUUCUUCCUGUCUCCACUGAGGACUUGGAUUGUGGGGUUAACUCUCUUUGUAGUCCACAGAAGCUGGACAAUGAACUCUUCUACUCUGAGAACCUUUAUUGUGCAAAUUAAAAACAAUCAAAGCUCUUAAUGCCCCUUUUUCAGAGAGAUCAAGGACACUUUAUCUUAGACUGCCAAAUGGUGAAGCUGCGAAGUUCACUUUGUAUGACUGAUGUCCGUGCAAUCUGAACAACUGAAAGUAACAUUUUGGAGAUCUCUUCUGCUCUCUUCCCUUACAGUGCCUGCCUCAGGAGUUGAUUGUAUCUGUUGUUGGAAAUCUGUUUUGAAUUGCUGGUAUAUUGUGCUAAAUGAAGUUCUGUGGUAGAACCUGAUACUGGAUGUAACAGUUUCUACUUUUCUAUGUUUAUAUAGAGUGCUGUACAUUAAAUACCCGGUCCUUUUGGAUUUAUAUUUUGACAGCAUGAAGGACAAAGUGGUCAGUACUGAUAAGUAUGCCUGCCAUAUCAUAUGGUAAAUUCGGCAUGUUUUUCUGUCAGAGCAGCAGAUGCCUUUAACUAACAUUAGAAACUGGCUUGAAACUCAAAAUUAUUGCUAUAUUGUAUAGCAUUGGGGGCUGUUAAUGGGAAAACAAAAGUCCAAAUCCCACAGGUACAGAAUUGCUUGCACAGUUCUCAGACUUGUGGCCUACCUUAAGUAUCUUAUAUUGUUAAAUGGUUAUUUCUCAAAUGUUACAUAUCACUGACUGCCAGAGGUCAAAGUAAUUUAAAUUUCUCACCACAGCCCUCUCUCUACGGAAGACAUGAAGCAGAAGAUGGGAGGUUCUACUUCAGCCAGUUUGGUUCCAAUAUUUCAUGCUGGCCUGUACCAAUAUACUUUCAUUCCUGGUGACUAUAUGAAGUCUUUCCUUUGAGAAGAUAAGAUCUACUUUUAUAGAGCGUUGUUUUUAUAGCAUGGUAACAGAACUAUAUGCUGUGUGCACAUACUAAAAAUGGCAGUCAGGAUCAAGUUCUUACUCAGUAGCAUGCAUUACAGCUUACCUCAUGCCUUGAUGCCAGUCCAUAUGUUACCUCUAGGGAUUCAGUCCAGUUGUCUUCUACCUGUGAAAAGGGAGGUAUUCCAGUGCUGACCUCCCACAUUUCAGGAUGUACAAGGGUGGAUCUGUUCUGCAAGCAGUUCCACCUGUAGUCCUUUGAAUUAGAUCUCUAGUACUUGUGCUCUACAUCCAAGAGGGUGCAGAAGGAAGCCUACCCACAUGAAGAAUACUAUGUAUGACUGGACCUGUGUGUUUGUACUUGAGUAUACUUCAACCUUUUCCCCUAAGAGUGAAUGUUUUGAUGGGACAUAUUUAAGGUUUGUUCCUUUAGCACUUUCAUAUGUUCUAGUUCUAUGUACAAAUUCACUGUAUUUGCACAAAUCAUUGCUGUGUGUUUUUACCAAAAUAUAAUUGCUGAAUGUAAUUUUU